Diospyros lotus (date-plum) is the source of this 2473-nucleotide messenger RNA. RefSeq names its product putative pentatricopeptide repeat-containing protein At3g11460, mitochondrial. Gene Ontology annotation, biological process: RNA modification. Gene Ontology annotation, molecular function: zinc ion binding; RNA binding; protein binding. The record is from RefSeq and is a predicted model, not a curated record. The coding region runs from base 23 to 1909 and encodes 628 amino acids. NCBI's taxonomy places the organism in Eukaryota, Viridiplantae, Streptophyta, Magnoliopsida, Ericales, Ebenaceae. The transcript has a single exon.
ACCCCGCCCAGCAGGGAAUGUCAUGACCAGACGACCACUAUGCUCAUGCCGCUGCGCAAGCAGGUUCGUCCACUCUCUAAGCCGCAGGAACGCAAGCGCUUCAUGGAACACCCAACUGCGGCUGCUGGCGAAGCAAGGCCACUUCCAGCAAGCCCUCGACCUCUACCGCCGGAUGCUCCGAUCAGGCGACUGUCCCAACGCCUUCACCUUCCCUUUCGUCCUCAAGUCCUGCGCCGCCCUCUCGCUGCCGGCGGCCGCCGCCCAGCUCCACUCGCAUGUUGCCAAGACAGGCUGCGGGUCCGAGCCAUUUGUCCAGACCGCACUGAUUUCUGUGUACUGCAAAUGUGGGUUAAUUGGCCAUGGGCGCAAGGUGUUCGACGAAAGCCCUCAAUCAAGAAUGCUGACUGUGUGUUACAAUGCUUUGAUUUCUGGGUACACUUACAAUUCUCAGCUUUUGCCUGCGGUUACUCUGUUUUGCCGAAUGAGGGAGUUAGGGGUGCCGGUUAAUGCCGUCACAAUGUUGGGUUUGGUUCCGGGCUGUACUGUGCCAUUGCGUCUGGGCUUUGGGAUGUCUGUUCAUGGCUUCUGCGUGAGGUGUGGGUUGAUUAUUGACUUCUCUGUUGGGAAUACUUUGCUGACAAUGUACGUCCGAUGCGGGUCGAUUGAACUUGCCAGGAAUUUGUUUGAUGGCAUGCCUGACAAAGGGUUGAUUACAUGGAAUGCUAUGAUUUCUGGGUACGCACAGAAUGGUCAUGCCACCCAUGUUUUGGAGCUUUAUCAAGAGAUGGAAGAGCUAGGGAUUUGCCCCGACCCGGUGACACUUGUUGGGGUUUUGUCAUCUUGUGCUAAUUUGGGUGCCCGAAAGGUUGGUCGGAAGGUUGAGCAGCUGAUAGAAUCUAGUGGGUUCGGGGUUAAUCCUUUCUUGAAAAAUGCCUUGAUUAACAUGCACGCUAGGUGUGGUAAUUUGGCCAGAGCUCAUGCUAUUUUUGAUGACAUGCCGGAGAAAAAGUUGAUAUCGUGGACAGCAAUCAUAGGUGGGUAUGGAAUGCAUGGACAUGGAGAAACUGCAGUGCAGCUCUUUGAUGAGAUGAUUAAGACAGGUAUUCAACCUGAUGGAGCGAUAUUUGUAAGCAUUUUAUCUGCUUGCAGCCAUGCAGGAUUGACUGAUAAGGGCUUGGACUAUUUUGCUAUGAUGGAGAGGAAUUAUGGGUUGCAGCCAGGUCCAGAGCAUUACUCUUGUGUGGUGGAUCUUUUGGGUCGGGCAGGUCGGCUUGCAGAAGCUCAGAGGCUCAUUGAAGCAAUGCCAAUGGAGCCUGAUAGUGUUGUAUGGGGGAGCCUUUUGGGUGCUUGUAAGAUCCACAGGAAUGUUAAGAUUGCCGAGAUAGCUUUCGACUAUGUUAUCAAACUUGAGCCUACAAACACUGGAUACUAUGUUUUGAUGUCAAACUUGUACAAAGAGACAGCGAACCUGGAUGGAGUAUUAGCGGUUCACAUUAUGAUGAGAGACCGGAAGCUUAGGAAGGAUCCCGGGUGUAGUUAUGUUGAACACGAAGAUGAGACUCACCUCUUUACAGUUGGAGAUAGAAGUCACCCUCAAACAGGGGAGAUUUACAGAAUGUUGGAUAGGUUGGAAGUUUUGGUAAAGGAAAAAAAUUAUCAAGAGCGAAGAAAUGGAGAGCUUGCAAGUGGAAUGGAGGUGCACAGUGAAAAACUGGCCAUUGCAUUUGGGCUUCUAAACACUAACCCAGGAAUGGAGAUUCUUGUGAUAAAGAACCUGAGGAUAUGUGGAGAUUGCCACUGGUUUAUAAAGUCGGUUAGCAAGAUUGCAGAUCGGCCAUUUGUUGUUAGAGAUGCAACUCGUUUUCAUCAUUUCAAAGAUGGAGUCUGUUCUUGCAAUGACUACUGGUGAUGCCCGAGGCUUUGAAUUUGACAGUCAGGAUUCCCUAUAGAAACUGAAUCUUAGAGUGGUCACUCAUCAUAUGGUCCUUAAGUUUAAGGAUGAGAGAGCUAUAACGCCGUCUCAAAUGACUCCCAAUAGAGGUUUUUCCGAAUAUCCUAACAGAGGUAGUAUGUUAUGUUCCUGAUUACUGAGAACUUACCCUUUUAACCUAGUAAAAAGAUACUAAAUUUUGAAGAGAGGGGGAAACUCGAGCACCUUUUUAACUUUGAAUUCUGGGAACCUGGGAUUGCCACAACUAGAUGAAGUUGGAUGCGGGAAAGAUAAUUGGUCAGCAUCCAUUCCUUAAGGGAAGAAGCUGUAUAAAGGUAGUGGGCGGGGGAUUUUUUAUGGCUUUAGGUGAUAAAACCUAUGGGACAGCUGAUUGAAGUUGCUUCUUGUACACACCUCUCAAUGUAAAGAGUUUAUUUUGCAAGAAACUAUGUGACAAGCUUUUUAGGAAAGAAUCCACUGUUGUACCUCAUUAUACUUGCAUCACUUCCAAACAGAAGCCAAGAUGAAUGUUAAUCAACAAUG